GGAGUUUAGAUAAUCAAUGAUUAAUUUGAUAAAGUCUUGAGAUGAAUUAUAGUCAUAAUAGAAGUCGGUCCGAACACCAAUAAGUAAUGAAAGGUAUCGCUACUACGCUUUCCUCAAUCAAGUAAUCGGAUAUACAUCCAAUUUAAUUAAAUUAUCAUAUUACUUUUGAGUUACCUUCGAUUACCGUUACGCCGCACAUUAACUCACGUAUUAGAUAGUCAUUCAAUUGGUUUACCGAACUCAGUCAUAUAUUUUUGCAACUGCACUUUUAUAACUUCUGUUGACCUUAAGUUAUAUAUAUAGGGUAUGAUCUUCUUGUGUCUUAACUCAUUUGUUGGAAUUUUAAUUCAAGAUAAAUACAGACAACUUCAAGUUCCAUUAGCUUAUUCAAUGAAAUAUUACUCAGUCUUUACUUUAUUGUGCUACUUUUUAUACAUCAAUUUUACAUCAUCACUUGUUAUUUCAACUGAAUUAGAAGGUCACCCAAACGAUUUUGUUCAAGGUUAUAACAUCGAGAAUUUAACUCUUAUGGAAGAAAAAGGUAUUGUUCAAACCAAAAAGAGAGAAGAUGAAGAACGAGUCUCAGAAUUAGCCCCCCGACGAUUUGGUUUCCGUGGAUUUCGCUCUGGUGGUUCAAGUUGGAGAUCAAGCGGUUCAGGAUUAGGUUCAAGUUGGAGAACAAGCGGCUCAGGCUUAGGUUCAAGUGGAUUUAGUACCAAAGGUAGUUCAAGCGGAUUAAAAUCUGGUUCAACAUCAGGUACUAAGACUGGUAGUUCACCACCAGCAUAUUCUCCAAAAGAUCCUCACCCAGCACCAGCCUAUUCUCCAUCCUCAGGUGCAAAUUCUGGCACAAGAGGUUCAACCUCUGGUUCAAGUUCAGGCUUAGGUUCUGGUACUAGAGGGUCUAGUUCUGGUUCUGCUGGAUCAGCAAUAGGUGGAGCAGUUGUAGGUGGAGUGGUAGGUGGAGCUAUUGGAUCUGGGUUAGCAUACGGAGGCAAUACCCAUCAUGCAGACAAUACCCGCCACACAGGUAAUACCAACCACACAAUGCUGAAUUCAACUUCAAAAAAUGGUGCUACAGGCUUAACAGAGGUUGACCCUGCUGUUGCUAUUGUUUCUGCUAUCCUUUUUAUGACCCUUUUUUAAAAAGCUGAUGUUUGUUAUUUUUUUAUGUAAUUUUUUUCUAUGUUUAGUUAACUUCUACUGUGUUUUUGUAAUAUAAG
Scheffersomyces coipomensis is the source of this 1223-nucleotide messenger RNA. RefSeq lists its product as uncharacterized. The record is from RefSeq and is a predicted model, not a curated record. The transcript has a single exon. NCBI's taxonomy places the organism in Eukaryota, Fungi, Ascomycota, Pichiomycetes, Serinales, Debaryomycetaceae. The coding region runs from base 307 to 1146 and encodes 279 amino acids.